UAGCAGUAUUCGAAUAUCCAUAUUACUUUAUUGAAGAAAAUAGCCUUUGUCGCUAUAUCCCUCACUCUUUAUAUUCAAAUACUACUUUAUUAAAAUUUUUCUAAACUUAGUAACACAUAUUUCUAUCAUAUAAUGCAAAUCCUAUGGAAUUAAAAAUAGGGCUCACAGAUGACUGUAUGAAAACACUGAUUCGUUUACAAAGCAGGGUCCUUGGAAUGAAUUUCCUUACAUUGGAAAGGCAAAUUUUUUCCCCUACAAAAAAAAAAGAAAAGAAUGUAGUGCUGAUUAUGUGCAGAUGAAAAGCAGUACCUAGUGAAAAAUCGUCACUGGUAAGGUUAUUAAUUAUUUUUAUAGAGGAUGGAGGCACCUGGAGAAAUAAAUGAAAAACAUUUAGAUACUGAUCUCCAUACUAAAGCAUUUAAUACUGGCACAAAUGUACAAGCUUUAACUCAUGUGGAUAAAAAAGGUUUUUCAUGUUACGACUGUGGUAAGGCAUUUGCACUGAUAUCUGGUUUAAAAAGACAUUUCCUAACUCACAUAAAAGAAAAACCUUAUGCUUGCGAUGUAUGCAAUAAACAGUUUUCACUAAAAAGUAAUUUAAAAAUACAUUAUAGAAUUCAUACAAAUGAAAAAGCCUAUUCUUGUGAUGUGUGCUGCAAAGGAUUUUCUACGAAGCUUCACUUAAAAGAUCAUUAUCGAAUUCACACAAAUGAAAAAACCUAUUUUUGUGAUGUGUGCUGCAAAGGAUUUUCUAGGAAGGGUCACUUAGAAGAACAUUAUCGAACUCACACGAACGAAAAACCUUACUCUUGUGUGAUAUGCAACAGAGAAUUUUCUCAAAAAAGCACUUUGAACCGACAUUAUCUUGUUCAUACAAAUGAAAAACCCUUUUCUUGUGACAUCUGCAAUAAAGGAUUCUCGAGUAAAUAUAAUUUAGAUGUACAUUAUCGAAUUCACCCAAAUGCACAUUACCGAGUUCACACAAAUGCAAAGUUCUACUCUUGCAAUAUAUGUGGUAAAAAGUUUUCUCUAAAACGUGGUUUAGAUAGACAUACUCUUUUUCAUACAGAUGAAAAACCCUACUCUUGCUCUGUAUGCGGAAGAAAGUUUUCAAGGAAGGAUUAUUUAAAGCACCAUUAUCGAACUCAUACAAGUGAAAGACCCUAUUCUUGUGAUUUUUGCAAUAAACAAUUUUCUUAUAAAUCUAAUUUAGAUAGGCAUUUGCGGACUCAUACAAUAAAAGAAUCUGCAUCUUUUAUUUGUUCCUGAUAGCAUGACAUUUCACAGUGUAAUAAUAUUAAACAUUUUCUUAUUCAUACUGAUGAUAGACACUGCUUUUUGUUUUUGUACAUUAAAGAAUUUUCGUACAGUGGUACUUGACUUCAACAUUUGUACACUCAUGCAUAAGAAUAUAUGUAUGUAUAUUUAAUAAAUGUCGAGGAAAAUUCUUUUGAAAAAGAAUUACAAAAUAAACAUUUUGAUGUUCAUGCAAAUGGAAAAGU
Molecule: messenger RNA, 1502 nt
Organism: Argiope bruennichi
Lineage: Eukaryota; Metazoa; Arthropoda; Arachnida; Araneae; Araneidae
Product: gastrula zinc finger protein XlCGF7.1-like
Exons: 2
Coding region: 358-1269 (303 amino acids)
Biological process (GO): regulation of transcription by RNA polymerase II
Molecular function (GO): DNA-binding transcription factor activity, RNA polymerase II-specific; RNA polymerase II cis-regulatory region sequence-specific DNA binding
Source: RefSeq, a predicted model, not a curated record